Molecule: messenger RNA, 1031 nt
Organism: Labrus mixtus (cuckoo wrasse)
Lineage: Eukaryota; Metazoa; Chordata; Actinopteri; Labriformes; Labridae
Exons: 5
Coding region: 1-858 (285 amino acids)
Biological process (GO): microtubule-based movement
Molecular function (GO): microtubule motor activity; ATP binding; microtubule binding
Source: RefSeq, a predicted model, not a curated record
AUGGGUCCUUACACAGAAAACGUUGAUUCAUUUAUGCUGAAGCAAGUUAAAGAGGAGAAUAAGAAAAUAAUUGAGAACUACACUUCAGAAAGGACGCUGAGGAAGAAGUACUACAAUAUGGUGGAAGACAUGAAAGGUAAAAUCAGAGUGUUCUGUCGGAUUCGACCAGUGAGCCGAACUGAAGUUGCACAGGAUCAGGAUGAAGCCAUCGUUGUUAAGAAAAUCGAUGAUUUCUCUGUCACUGUUGAAACUUCUCGUGGGCAGAGAGAGUUUCAGUUUGACAAGGUGUUCAGUGCUGCAGCUUCUCAGGAAGACCUGUUUCACGACACCCACAGGCUCAUCCAGUCGGCUCUUGAUGGUUACAAUGUCUGUAUCUUUGCGUAUGGCCAGACGGGCUCAGGGAAGACCUUCACCAUGGUAGGGGACAAGGAGCAGAAGAACCUGGGGAUCAUGCCAAGAUCUUUUAAUGCUAUAUUUGAUUUCAUUCAAGAGAACAGCUCCAAAUUUGACUUCAAGGUUUCUGCCUACAUGCUGGAGCUGUACAACGACAGACUGCAGGACCUCUUUGUGAGCCCGGCUGGAGAGGCCCAUGCUCAGGCCCAGUCCCACGGCCAGGCCAGGCGGGUGGAGAUCAAGAGGAACAAAAAGGGGGUUGUGUUCGCACAAGGAGCAGAGACAAAGGAGGCUUCCAGCGCUCAGGAGCUCUAUGCUCUGUUCCAGCAGGCCUGCGCCAACCGACACAUCUCCGCCACCAGUGAGUCCUCUGUACCGUGCCAUGGUGCCCAGUUCAUACUGGGCCCUGCUAAAUGGUUUGGAUUAAUCCUGUUACUCACAGUCAGUGUGAGGGGGCGGCAGUAGGUACAUCAUUACGGAGAGUUGCCAAUAUGUGAAUUAGCGCAGGGGAUAAAGAGGAGCAACAUUGUUUUCUAGAUGCUUUCAAGUCAUCAGAGCUACAGGAUGAACUUAAAGUUUGGAGCCUCUAAAAUAAAGAACCACUUAAACUAAAUACCAGUACAGUCUAUUGAUGCUGG